Populus nigra (black poplar) is the source of this 2053-nucleotide messenger RNA. RefSeq names its product protein PIN-LIKES 7. The record is from RefSeq and is a predicted model, not a curated record. Lineage: Eukaryota; Viridiplantae; Streptophyta; Magnoliopsida; Malpighiales; Salicaceae. The transcript has 11 exons. Bases 628 to 1884 code for a protein of 418 amino acids. Gene Ontology annotation, biological process: endoplasmic reticulum to cytosol auxin transport. Gene Ontology annotation, cellular component: membrane.
GUUUUAUCCUUGGAUGGCCCAAGGAUAAAACUCUUUCCCUUCUCCUUGAUGAUACGAGUUCAAAUUGUCAUGCUACGAUGAGAUAUGUCUGAAUUCGAUGGCACCCAUCUUCCCCUUUCAUUAUUUUAGUUGACCUAGAAUAAUCAAAUAGGCAUUGCCACACCAUAUAUGAACUCACUCAUUAUUGAGGUGUAUGAUUUUUGCUCCUUUUCCCAUUAUGUUUUUCCUAUAAAUAGAGAGAGCGCGGAUGAUUUUCUCUGGCCAUUACACAUGUGGAGCAAAGUUUCUUCCUUCUUUCUGCCCUUAAUAGACUUUGAUUUACGCUUUCCCUUACACAUAUACCUCCCCUGUAAUACAGGCAAUUUUAGUGCGUUUUGCUUGUCUCUCAUUUAGUCUCAAUCUCUCAUACUCAGAGUCUCCCUGGCCAAUCUUCUCUUACACUCGCUACUCACACCCCAGGCUUGAUUGCAGUAUAUUAAAUACAAGGGCAGGCAGACUAGCAAGAUAGGCACAGAAGUACAAUCCUGCAACAGAAGAAAGAAGAUAGAAGAUAGAAGAGAAGGAAUCAUUUUACAUAUCUUUGAUCCUUUUCCAGCGAAGUUUUUGAAACGAAGUUGAAAAGAGAAGAUGGGUUUCUGGACACUUUUUGAGGUGGCAUCUUUGCCAAUCAUACAAGUCCUACUUAUCAGCUUCAUGGGAGCUUUGAUGGCAACUGAGUAUUUGAAUCUUCUCCCUAAGGAUGCUAGAAAAUCCUUAAAUAAGCUCGUGUUCAUGGUGUUUACACCCUCUCUCAUGUUUGCUAGCCUGGCUAAAACUGUUACUCUCGAAGACAUUAUCUCAUGGUGGUUUAUGCCUGUUAACAUUGGAUUCACAUUCUUAAUUGGAGGCAUUCUUGGAUGGAUACUUGUUAAAAUACUGAGACCAAAGCCUUACCUAGAGGGCCUUGUUAUUGCUACAUGUUCAUCAGGAAACUUGGGAAAUCUUCUGCUCAUAAUUGUCCCUGCAAUCUGUACUGAGGACGGAAGUCCAUUUGGUGACAGUAGCAUCUGCACCUCCGUUGGACUCUCAUACGCUUCUUUCUCUAUGGCGCUAGGAGGUUUCUUCAUCUGGACUUAUACAUUCCAUCUAAUACGAACGUCGGCUGCAAAAUUAAAAGCACUUCAAGCAGUAGUAGAGGUCUCAAAAGCACCCAACAAUGAUUUAGACGCUAGCCAGGAAACUCACCUGCUAAUAGGACAAGAUCAAGAAAAUGUUGCAAUAGUUGUUGCGUCAUCCAAGUCUGCUGAAGAUACAGAAAGCCAUGCUAUUGUUUCCCAGGAAUCAGAACAUGGAAAAGGGAAUGUAUCAUCCUGGACUAAAUUAAUAGGAUUUCUUCAUCAGAUUUUAGAGGAGCUCUUGGCACCCCCAACUCUAGCUGCAAUUUUGGGAUUCAUCUUUGGAGCAACUACAUUUUUGAGAAACCUGAUAAUUGGUUCAGAAGCCCCUCUAAGAGUGAUCCAAGACUCCAUCAAAUUACUUGGAGAUGGAACCAUUCCUUGUAUAACUCUCAUAUUGGGAGGCAACCUAACCGAAGGCUUGCGCGCAUCCAAAAUCAAAUCAUGGAUCGUUGUUGGGGUGAUUUGUGUCCGAUACAUUAUACUUCCUGCAAUUGGUAUGUGGGUUGUUAAAGCAGCUGGUCAUCUUGGUUUUCUCCCAUCAGACCCUCUCUUUCACUAUGUUCUGAUGAUUCAGUAUACCCUUCCACCUGCCAUGAAUAUUGGUACCAUGACACAGUUGUUUAAUGUGGGACAAGAAGAGUGCUCAGUCCUCUUCUUGUGGACAUACUUAGUUGCAGCCUUGGCACUCACUGCCUGGUCUACAAUUUUCAUGUGGAUGUUGUCCUGAGUAAACCUUCAAAGUAGGAUGCAACCACUACAAGUCAAAUAGUGUGAGAUUCAUCAUAGAUUAAAAUGGCCAUAUAUAGCUAUACACCACCGAGCAAGUGGGAUAUUUUUGUACCUGUUCAAAACAAAUAUUUCUUGAUUAUUGGAUUGCUUUAUCGAAGCUUUUGCUA